Solea senegalensis (Senegalese sole) is the source of this 2897-nucleotide messenger RNA. Its product is annotated as CCN family member 4-like. The record is from RefSeq and is a predicted model, not a curated record. The transcript is spliced from 6 exons. Gene Ontology annotation, molecular function: heparin binding; integrin binding. Bases 1001 to 2086 code for a protein of 361 amino acids. Gene Ontology annotation, biological process: signal transduction; cell adhesion. NCBI's taxonomy places the organism in Eukaryota, Metazoa, Chordata, Actinopteri, Pleuronectiformes, Soleidae. Gene Ontology annotation, cellular component: extracellular matrix; extracellular region.
CUAUAAUCUAAUAUGAAGUCAACCACUGAGCAGAAGUGGGGAUGGACAUGAAAUCUGAGAAAGAGUGUGACACAUAUGGAAAAGUCAAGAUGAAGGGAAACAUGAGAGAAAGGAAGCAGCAGAGGCUUUUUUGUAGCUCAGAUCAGCUCAAAGGCCGACAGCCCUCUGACAGGACUUAGAGGAUCAUCAGUAAAUGAUCUGGGUUCAGACCUGGGGCACAUGGGCCACUUUCUUGACAAAGUGCUCAUUUCUCACCUAUCACUCCCUCUCUCUCUCCUUGUGUUCCCUCCGGCGCUGCAUUGAGUUACUGUACGACAGUCAGCAGAGCAGUGGCAUGUGCUGGGAUUAGUGGUGGAGCAUAACUGAAAUAACAGUCAUUUUCCGUUUGGCCAUAGAGCAGAGCAAAGUGGAAUUCUUCUCGUCGGCUCCCUCGCCUGCGUCAUCUCUCACACAGGAACAGUCUGAGAUUUCCAGGAAAACUGAAUAUAAAGCAAAGUGGCAGAGUUUGGGAAAGAAGGAUGACAUCAUUGAAAUAAAGUAAACAUCUGUGGACCAGGCACUGACCCUGAUUUUUAAAUGGAUCCUCUCUACAGGAGUUACAGCCAUGUCGGUCAUAAGGUGGAGAUUCAGUGAGGCAAUAAAGAUGAGAGUGAAACAUCAGAUUUUGGGGGCCUGAUUGGAGAGCAUGGUGUCCCGGGACACGCCCUGACCUCAGGAGCUGCCAGUGAUCUGAGGAGGAGGAGGAGGAGAAGAAGGAGGAGAAGAAGGAAGAGGAGGAGGAGGAGAAACCGUCCCACUGUCAGAAGUAUGCAGGACCUUACGUCAGCCCUCACUCUUUAACAGGCUGUCAGCGCAGGUCGCGCGCUGUGCUGCGCGGAGAUGACAGCGACGGAGCGAGGAGGAUGUUGCAUUUGCACACCUGCGGAGCGCGAAGAAUCGUGCGUUUGAAACGGGACUUAAUUCAUUCUGGACUCGAUGCAUUUGCGGUUCACGACCAGUGAUGAGUUGGCUCCUGUUGUGGAUUCUAACAGCAGGCGGAAUUCAACAGGCCUUCUCCCAGAAUUCCACUGCCAUGCCGCCUGCCACAGCCGUCACAUCCACACCCACAGAUCUAUACAACCGGACACAGUACUGCAAGUGGCCCUGUGAGUGUCCCGUUGCCAUCACAUCCUGUCCACCCGGUGUGAGCCUCAUCAUGGACGGAUGUGACUGCUGCAAAACCUGCGCCCGGCAGGUGGGCGAGGUGUGCAACGAGGCGGACACGUGUGACUACCACAAGGGACUGUACUGUGACUACAGCUCGGACAAGCCUAGGUACGAAAAAGGAUUGUGUGCAUAUAUGGUGGGUACAGGCUGUGAGCACGACGGUGUGAUAUACCGCAACGGGCAGAGCUUCAAGCCCAGCUGUAAAUACCAGUGUGUCUGUGUGAAUGGUGCCAUCGGAUGUGUGGGACUGUGCACAGAGUCCAAGCCUCCCCGGGUCUGGUGCCAAACCCCACGUCGGGUCAAAAUUCGUGGACAAUGCUGUGAGCAAUGGAUCUGUGAUGAGCCCAAGAGGGGGCGCAAGACAGCACCGAGACACGCUGUGGAAGCAUAUACAGCUGAGACAGGGAGCUGGCACAAAAACUGCAUUACCCAGACUACCUCAUGGAGCCCCUGCUCCAAGACCUGUGGUCGUGGCCUUUCCCUGAGGAUCUCAAACGCCAACGACCAAUGUGAGAUGGUCAAGGAGUCUCGUCUCUGCAACCUUCGACCCUGCGAGGUCGACAUCACCAAACACAUCAAGCCAGGAAAGAAAUGUCUCAACAUCUACAGGGAAGAUCAGCCGUACAACCUCACCAUCUCUGGCUGCACCAGCAAGAAGAAUUUCAGGCCCAAAUACUGCGGCGUCUGCACCGACGAGCGCUGCUGCAUCCCCUACAAGUCCAAAACCAUCGACGUGGAGUUUGAGUGUCCUAAUGGGACAGGAUUCACCUGGAAGAUGCUGUGGGUUCAGGCCUGUUUCUGCAACCUCAGCUGCAAGAACCCCAAUGACAUCUUCACUGAGCUGGAGAGUUACUAUGGUUACCCCGAAGUCAUGAACUGAAGACACGCUCUCCGUCUGGAGGAGCACCUCGACUUAUUCCUGCAGUGUUUUUGUAGUUGUAAUGUGUAAGACUAUGUAUAAGGGAUUUUCAUAUGGUCUUUUUCCUAUUGGAAAAAUCUGUAAAUAUGAAACAGAACAACUCAUAAAGCAUGACGUGCUUUGCAACUGGACAUAUUCAGCCGCUGAGUGUUUGUGCAAUAUGGAAGGCCUAACUUAUUAAUGUCAUAACAUGUGUGAUGCUCUUAACCUGCUUUCAAGAGCAUCGUCUUUAAACUCAGACGCCCACUUAGAUAUUGAGGCUUUUCUGUAUAUAAUUUCAUGAAUAAGUUCUCUAUAAUUAAUGAAAGAGGCAAACAUGCAGUACAAAUGUGUCUCCUCAAAUAAAGACAUCAGCUGAAAUCUGUUACAAGGUUUUUAAUUGUAAUUUUUUAAUAAAUACAAACUGUUAUGUCAUUUUUAUGCUUUUCUACAGCAUUAGAUGGUUGUACAUUGCAUCUUUACAAAGCUGUGUAUGUGUUUGUUCUACGAAGCAAAAACGUUUCUGUAGUGCAAGUAUAAUGCAGAGGAGUAGAGGGUGUCGGGCGAGUUUGACGGUCGUCCUCGAGGUGACAUGUGGACCGAUCACGCCACUCACCCGAGAAAUCCACGACAUAGGAGCAUCUCAUCUACAGAGAGAACAAUUCCAUGGCACAUCUUUGUUCCAUUGUGAUUGACUGCAUAGAAAUCAUCAUUAAAAAAAAGGGAAAUCUUUUUUUUCUUUUGUAUUCUGCCAUUAUUCUUUAAUAAAGCAUGAGAUGUAAAAGUUUUAAAA